This is a messenger RNA of Nelumbo nucifera (sacred lotus), 806 nucleotides long. Its product is annotated as ubiquitin-conjugating enzyme E2 28. NCBI's taxonomy places the organism in Eukaryota, Viridiplantae, Streptophyta, Magnoliopsida, Proteales, Nelumbonaceae. The record is from RefSeq and is a predicted model, not a curated record.
UUCCUAGACUUUAGAGCUGGUUUAUAAAUGUCAUUGUUACGGCCUCCCAAUUUCUCUGUUUCUGUGAUUUCGAAGAGAAGGCAAGAGAGGAGGAGGGUCGAAAUUCUCAGGUUUCGCGAUGGCUUCCAAGCGGAUCUUGAAGGAACUGAAGGAUCUCCAGAAAGAUCCUCCUACAUCUUGCAGCGCAGGUCCUGUUGCUGAAGACAUGUUUCAUUGGCAAGCAACAAUCAUGGGUCCACCAGACAGUCCUUAUGCAGGAGGAGUCUUUUUAGUGACCAUCCAUUUCCCUCCAGAUUAUCCUUUUAAACCACCCAAGGUCGCAUUCAGGACAAAGGUUUUCCACCCAAAUAUUAACAGCAACGGCAGUAUUUGUCUUGACAUCUUGAAGGAGCAGUGGAGCCCGGCACUGACCAUUUCCAAGGUGUUGCUGUCAAUCUGUUCCCUGUUGACGGAUCCAAACCCUGAUGACCCCUUGGUACCAGAGAUUGCUCACAUGUACAAAACGGACAGGAGCAAGUACGAGUCAACCGCAAGAAGCUGGACUCAAAAGUAUGCAAUGGGUUAAGUGUGCCGUCUGGUGCAUGUGUGGAGGGCUGCUUUCCUUUCUUGUGACUUUGGUCUUUCAGUAUUAUGUAUGAAGCAUAUGAUUUUGUCAGUCGUUAAAACUCUGACAAAAACAGAAGGUCUAUAUACUGCCCUCCAUUAAAAAUAACAGAUAAUGCUAGUUUUGAUUGGUGGAAUGUAUGCGAAUUUUAUCAAGAACUUGAUCCUUCUAAGAAGGCAACGGCGUUUCUGCGUUCCCUUUC